Molecule: messenger RNA, 135 nt
Organism: Diversispora eburnea
Lineage: Eukaryota; Fungi; Glomeromycota; Glomeromycetes; Diversisporales; Diversisporaceae
Source: the annotation of a GenBank genome assembly
ACCCACCUGGAAGGUCCUGAUGCGGAACAUAGUGAAGCAUCUAUCCCCACCUGGAAGGACAAUUUCGGUAUAAAAAAUGGAAAACAAAAUGACAACAAGUCCGAAGACAUCUCUAUGAGACAUAAUUUAUGCUAG